Molecule: messenger RNA, 1591 nt
Organism: Pseudogymnoascus destructans
Lineage: Eukaryota; Fungi; Ascomycota; Leotiomycetes; Thelebolales; Thelebolaceae
Exons: 4
Coding region: 296-1231 (311 amino acids)
Biological process (GO): negative regulation of gluconeogenesis; proteasome-mediated ubiquitin-dependent protein catabolic process; protein catabolic process in the vacuole
Cellular component (GO): extrinsic component of membrane; GID complex
Source: RefSeq, a predicted model, not a curated record
CACCAAAAACCCCACGAAACCCGCCUUAUAAACAACACACACUCUCCAUCCAUCGACGACAUUUACAUCCCGCAACAAUCCCAUACACCCCUUCACCGAGCGAUGCAUUUCGCCGCCCCGGCACCGUCAGAUUAAACCUCCCCGCCUCCUUCACCAACCAAACAGCGAUUGCACAGUACACUACCCAACCAACCUAGGAUAUCCCGCAACCCAAGCGGCUCCACACCGUCUGACGGGACCAGCGGACUCGGCCGUGGGCGCCACGAUCGCUCGAGCGAGCGAUUCCGAUAUCGAUAUGCCAGGCACGCCAUCAGUGCGAGCGGACGCGGCGGCGGCGGAGGAGGCGAUGAGGCUGCACGCGUCGUGUCCGCCAGAGGAGGAGCGCGGGGAGGCUUGGGUGGCGGCGGUAGAAGGCGACGAGUCAGAGGCCGUGAGUGGGAGUCAGAGUGCUACGCCGACGCCGACGCCGACGCCGCCGCCGGAUGGACAGCAGAUGAUGAAGAGGGUUGAGGGGGGGCAGCGAGGGAGUGUGGAGAUGUUGUCGCCUGUUAGUGUGGAGGAGAAGGGGGAGGAGAAGGAGAGGGAGGCGCCGGUGCUGAGGAGAAGUUAUGCAGGGAGUUCGCCGUCGAUGAGCUAUGAGUUCUCGAAUGUCCGGUUGAAGCCGUCGUCGCCGUCGUCGUUUUUGCGGUCGGGAAGCCAGUUUCGCGGCACGCAGCAUUCGGAGAGACAGGUUUAUGAGGUGCAGGUUGAGAUUAAACAUGUCGAUAUGAGAGAGUCGUCGCUAUGCGGAUACCUGCGCAUACAAGGCCUGACUGAGGACCACCCAACCCUGACGACGUACUUUGAGGGCGAGAUCAUCGGGACAAAGUACUCCUUCCUCACCAAGCACGACGACUGGGGCUCGACGGACAAGGUGGACCUGGAGCACUGGUCGAAGUUCCAGGCGUUCCGGCCCUUCAGCAAGGCAGCGCGGCGGGGGAACCUUCACAUCCCCAACCUGGCGCAGCGAGAGAACAUCUUUAUGCGCUGGAAAGAGCACUUCCUCGUCCCGGACCACCGGGUACGCACGAUCACGGGGGCGAGUUUCGAGGGGUUCUAUUAUAUUUGCUUUAACCAGCGGAGCGGGAGCGUGAGCGGGAUUUACUUCCAUGCGAAGAGCGAGAAAUUCCAACAGCUCGAGCUCAAGCACGUCCCCGACCGCGGGACCUACGGCGCAAUUGAAUUCAGGUGAGCUGGCUGGCACAGGGCCCCUGGCAGGGACACACGGAGUAGGGCGACACGGACAGGGUGAACACACACACACAGACACGACAUACGGCGAUUUUAGGGCAGGACAACAUGAGCGCGGUGCAUAUACGGAAACUGAUUCCCCCCAGCCCAGCCUCCUCAAUCACCCCCUCCCUCCCCGAACUCUAGCAAGGAGCUUAGGUGGUUUGGGAGGGGGAGGCAGGAGGCUGGCGGGCUUUGUUUACUCGAUUUCGAUUUUGUCUAUUUUACUUUUACGUUUAUUUUUUGUCAUUUUUUUUGGAGACCUUUCUACAGGAUGGGAAGAGGGAUUGAGGGAUGCGUUGCGUUGAAGGGGGGGGGGGUU